This is a messenger RNA of Eubalaena glacialis (North Atlantic right whale), 2002 nucleotides long. RefSeq names its product KLF transcription factor 9 (gene KLF9). The coding region runs from base 962 to 1696 and encodes 244 amino acids. Gene Ontology annotation, molecular function: DNA-binding transcription factor activity, RNA polymerase II-specific; RNA polymerase II cis-regulatory region sequence-specific DNA binding. The record is from RefSeq and is a predicted model, not a curated record. Gene Ontology annotation, biological process: regulation of transcription by RNA polymerase II. The transcript has 2 exons. NCBI's taxonomy places the organism in Eukaryota, Metazoa, Chordata, Mammalia, Artiodactyla, Balaenidae.
UUCUCUUUUGUCAUAAGAAGGAACGCAACCGAGUAGGGAAGGUGUAUCCCACAGCUCCGCAAGCUGGAACGUGAGCCAAGAGGCCUAGACCGGCUAAGGGAUUGAGAGACACUCCCAAAGAUGCGCGGCUGCUCCUUUCCAGCCUCCCGGCUGUUACCCUUUUAAAUGUCGGCGUUCGAGGCUGUAGAGGUAGCACGAGGCAUCGAAACAGAACUGUCGGAUUGGCCGCACGCCUCAGUUCUAGACGCACCUCUCCACCGAAAGGCUGUUCUGACUGGCAGGGGAAGAAAGUAAACAGAGUUGAAUCACCCUCCCCACUGGCCAAUUGGAGGGGGUUUGGAUUGUGACGUGAUGGGAUUCUGCGAAAUUGUUACUGAGCGAGAGAAUGCCGGAACGGUGCGGACCGGCAAGAGCAGGGGCUCAGAAGCCGGCAGUGGACUGGGGGAAAAGUGUCUCUUAGACCUGGCGCUUUGUCCGGCCCUUGCCACCCACGUCCGGGUGGUUGGGUGAAUGUCCUGGGGCUUUGGCUCGACUGAAAAGGCGGCCGAGGGCGUGUACCUCUCUUGCAGUUUCCUCUCCCAGCGCCUCGGGGGCGUUUUCGGUCGAAUAAACUUGCGACCGCCACGUGUGGCAUCUUUCCAGGGGAGCCGGCUCGGAGCAGACUGUGCGCCCGUCGGGGGGAUUGCGCCCGGCUCUGGGCACCGGAGGCGGCGAGAGGCGGCAGCGCGGCGGAGCCCGGGGCCGUGGAUGCUGCGUGCGGAGGCGCUGCCGGUUACGUAAAGAUGAGGGGCUGAGGUCGCCUCGGCGCUCCUGCGAGUCGGAAGCGCCCCGCGCCCCCGCCCCCUUGGCCGCUGCGCCGCGCUGCGCCGCGCUCAUCGUCCGAGGCCAGGACACGGCAAGCCGAACCUCCGCAGCCACCGCCAAGUUUGGCCGCGCCUCCGGGGCUGCUGUCGCCCGCACCAUGUCCGCGGCCGCCUACAUGGACUUCGUGGCUGCCCAGUGUCUGGUUUCCAUUUCGAACCGCGCUGCGGUGCCGGAGCAUGGGGGCGCUCCGGACGCCGAGCGGCUGCGACUACCUGAGCGCGAGGUGACCAAGGAGCAUGGUGACCCGGGGGACACCUGGAAGGAUUACUGCACGCUGGUCACCAUCGCCAAGAGCUUGUUGGACCUGAACAAGUACCGACCCAUCCAGACCCCCUCGGUGUGCAGCGACAGCCUGGAGAGUCCAGAUGAGGAUAUGGGAUCCGACAGCGACGUGACCACCGAAUCUGGGUCGAGUCCUUCCCACAGCCCGGAGGAGAGACAGGAUCCUGGCAGCGCGCCCAGCCCGCUCUCCCUCCUCCACCCUGGAGUGGCUGCGAAGGGGAAACACGCCUCCGAAAAGAGGCACAAGUGCCCCUACAGUGGCUGUGGGAAAGUCUAUGGAAAAUCCUCCCAUCUCAAAGCCCAUUACAGAGUGCAUACAGGUGAACGGCCCUUUCCCUGCACGUGGCCAGACUGCCUUAAAAAGUUCUCUCGCUCCGACGAGCUGACCCGCCACUACCGGACCCACACGGGGGAGAAGCAGUUCCGCUGUCCGCUGUGUGAGAAGCGCUUCAUGAGGAGCGACCACCUGACCAAGCAUGCCCGGCGGCACACGGAGUUCCACCCCAGCAUGAUCAAGCGAUCCAAAAAGGCGCUGGCCAACCCUUUGUGAGGUGCUGCCCACCGAGCCAGGGAGGGACGGACCCGGAAGGACGAACUACUCCCAGCGAACAGACAGGUGGGAACCACGGCCCAGAAGAGGCGCGCUGCCAGCACAGGAAGUCGCUGUUCUUUGGUCACUAGUCUAAUUUUCCUCUCCCUGCGUUGUUUUUAAAAAGCACAUUGUAGCCUAAGAUCAAAGUCAACACUUGGUCCCCCUUGCAGAGGCAACUCUGAACCGUCUCUGACUGUUGGAGGGAAGACAAAUGCUUUUUUUUUUUUUUUUCCCUCUCCCUAAUUUUCUUUUGGGGGGGUGGAG